This is a messenger RNA of Eufriesea mexicana, 2300 nucleotides long. RefSeq lists its product as uncharacterized. Gene Ontology annotation, cellular component: membrane. The record is from RefSeq and is a predicted model, not a curated record. Bases 256 to 1122 code for a protein of 288 amino acids. The transcript is spliced from 7 exons. Lineage: Eukaryota; Metazoa; Arthropoda; Insecta; Hymenoptera; Apidae.
AAUUCAGCCAUCUAAUCGAAAUCCUCGUCUCCUGGACCAAUUCGUUCUGAACGGUUCGUGACCUGUUUCGUGAUUCACUUUUUCACGGAUGCUCGACGGUCUCGAGGACGACGUCGACUACCUGUUCCUCAGUAUCGUAGCUCGCAGUAGUGCCGUGUGAGGUGAACGUAACGCACACCGGAUUGGGGUCUAGCAGGAAAAUCGACGGAAAAUAGAGAAGAAAAAGAAGAAGAAGAAGAAGGAGAGGAUACCAAGAUGCCCUGUUCCGCGGUGACGCUGUCCCUCGCGACCAUAACCGGUAUCAUUGCCACUGGCCUCCUGGCGAUCGCCUUUUCCACGGACAACUGGCUCUACACCGAGGUCAAGCGCGCCCAAAUCCAGCAAUAUGCAGCCAAGCAUGCCGAGCAGAGCCACUUGGUGGAGCAAAUGAAUACGAAGUACUAUUACUACACGAGGACGCAGGGUCUCUUCAGGAUAUGCUAUCCCAAAGAAAGGCCACCGACUGUUCAAACGUACCUAAGUCCUGUGGAGACACACUGUAUGAACAUCAAUUACUUCAUCCCCGAUGAGGAAAAUCUGACGAGAGGCUUCUCCGACGACGCAAUGACUCGACUUCACAUGGGCAGAUCUGUGAUUGCUCUGUUUAUAGUGGGAUUCGUCGCAAUCUUUACGGCAUUCUGGACGGGAGUGGUAGGCUGUUGGAAGAGGUCACCAGGAAAUAUCACAGCCACCGCAAUCUUGAUGUUGCUAGCAUGCCUAUUGAGUGCCAGCGCUAUGGGACUUUGGCAUGGUGUGGAAUACUAUGAGAAAGAGAAAAUCGUCGGUGAAGAAUACUACCAACAAUGGAGCAACGUUUUAAGAGACAACACGGUGCAGUGGUACGGCUGGUCAUUUUACCUUGCCUGGCUGGGGGUGGCCACGUGUUUAGGCACGAUGACGCUAUUUCUGAUCGCGGCAUCCUGCCUCCGGCGGGAACAUGCCCGCGAACAGGCACAGAACGUUCAAUACAUCAUGCCAGUAUAUCCUCAAAAGCAACAGUACGCUUAUGCCGGCUACCCAGCACCGGCAGCAUAUCCAGGACCAUACUACCACGGAUCGCAGUACGGACCAUACAACUACUGAAGAAGCCUCGUGUCAUCUCUACCAACAGUGGAAAGAGUCUAGAGUGCGGAGCGUGAAACGUGCUCGCAAUGAACAAAACAUAAUCUGGCAAGCGAUGAUCCCCAAAGGGAAUGAUAAAAAAAGAAACGAACGAGACAAAAAACGAAGACUCCGAGAGGCCGAUCGUAAAUCCCAAACCGAGCCUGUGCGGGGAGAGAAAAAAAAAAGCAGAGAAGAAGGACGACCUUGGGUCCCGCCCUAGGCAUAAUUUAUCAUUUGUUUUAAACGCUACGUUAUGGACGUUGUGGUGCAUACCCGCGGGUCCCACGAUCUCCCAUCUCCCUUUUCUCUUUCGGCAGGUGUCCGUUUGGUACGUGAUCGCUCGCACGGGAUUCAGUUUGACUCGCGAGAAAGACAAUUGCUCAAAAACAAUCCGCGUACUUACUUAGAACUGGGAUGACCCUCUAUAUAUAUUUUUUCUUUUUCAAAUCUAAUAUUUGUACUGCAUUACUCUUCGUAUGUGCUGUUCGUGCUAGGACAAUAAUAAUAGUAAUGGUAAUAGUAAUAAUAAUGCGUCUUGAGCGUGGAAGAGAUAUACAUACAUACCUGGUCGUUGAUUACAUGUUUGAUUGGCUACAUGAUCUUUCUCAGGGGAAUCAGGAACGUUUACCGUUCAGCAUUUAUCCCGCAAUAUCGUGACGUCGAAUUUCUGAAAGUACUGUAUGAUUGAUGAGGUUAACCAUUUAUUCUGAGUGUCUUACUUUCAACUACUUUUUUAUUCUUACUGUAAAUUGACGGCAUCGUAUCACUGAAUGCGUCAUUACCUUUGUUUGCAUUCUAGCAAGAAAUUUGUUAAUUGCAGGAAGAAUAAUUAACAGUAAGGAGAAAUCGGUAACUAAGUAAGAGUUAGUAAAUCAAGGGGAAAGUACGUGGAAUAAAUAUUGCGGUGAAAUCUUUGUUUAUUUAUGUUCUAAUCGAGUAGAAAUUUCGAUCGUGGUUGUUAAAAGAAAAAUUCGGCAACAUGGUGCAAGAGAAACAUCCAUUAGUCAGAUCGAUGUAAAUGGCAGAAAGCGUAAAAUGGGUGCAUCGUAUCAUUCACAAAUAUCUCAUUUCAUAAGAACGAUUCGCAUCAUCGACUCACUAGACUUUCUAACGUAUAGAUCUUUUCUUUUUUUAAUAACGACAUGUAAGAUUUUUUG